Myotis davidii is the source of this 1789-nucleotide messenger RNA. RefSeq names its product RNA-binding protein EWS. Gene Ontology annotation, molecular function: transcription coregulator activity; RNA binding. The transcript has a single exon. The record is from RefSeq and is a predicted model, not a curated record. Lineage: Eukaryota; Metazoa; Chordata; Mammalia; Chiroptera; Vespertilionidae. The coding region runs from base 31 to 1590 and encodes 519 amino acids. Gene Ontology annotation, biological process: regulation of DNA-templated transcription. Gene Ontology annotation, cellular component: nucleus.
ACAUUGAGCGAACGAGGAGGAAGGAGAGAAAUGGCGUCCACAGAUUACAGUACCUACAGCCAAGCUGCAGCCCAGCAGGGCUAUAGUGCUUACACCGCCCAGCCCACUCAAGGAUAUGCACAGACCACGCAGGCAGAUGGGCAGCAAAGUUAUGGAACCUAUGGACAGCCCACUGAUGUCAGGUAUACCCAGGCUCAGACCACUGCCACCUAUGGACAGACAGCCUGUGCGACGUCUUAUGGACAGCCUCUCACAGGUUAUACUACUCCAGCUGUCCCCCAGGCCUACAGUCAGCCUGUCCAGGGGUAUGGCACUGGUGCUUAUGAUACCACUACUGCUAUGGUCACUACCACCCAAGCCUCCUAUGCAGCUCAGUCUGCGUAUGGCACGCAGCCUGCUUACCCAGCCUAUGGGCAACAGCCGGCAACCACUGCACCUGCGAGACCACAGGAUGGUAACAAACCCGCUGGGACCAGUCAACCUCAAUCCAGCACAGGGGGUUACAACCAGCCCAGCCUGGGAUAUGGACAGAGUAACUACAGUUAUCCCCAGGUACCUGGGAGCUACCCCAUGCAGCCAGUCAUGGCACCACCGUCCUAUCCUCCUACCAGCUAUUCCUCUAUACAGCCGACUAGUUAUGAUCAGAGCAGUUACUCUCAGCAGAACACCUAUGGGCAGCUGAGUAGCUAUGGGCAGCCGAGUAGCUAUGGGCAGCAAAGCAGCUAUGGGCAGCAGCUGCCCACUAGUUACCACCCCCAAACUGGAUCCUACAGCCAGGCUCCAAGUCAAUAUAGCCAACAGAGCAGCAGCUACGGGCAGCAGAGUUCAUUGCGACAGGACCACCCCAGUAGCAUGGGUGUUUAUGGGCAGGAGUCUGGAGGAUUUUCCGGACCAGGAGGGAACCGGAGCAUGAGUGGCCCUGAUAACCGGGGCAGGGGAAGAGGGGGAUUUGAUCGUGGAGGCAUGAGCAGAGGUGGGCGGGGAGGAGGACGCGGUGGAAUGGGCAGCACUGGAGAGCGAGGUGGCUUCAAUAAGCCUGGUGGACCCAUGGAUGAAGGACCGGGUCUUGAUCUAGGCCCACCUGUUGAUCCAGAUGAAGAUUCUGACAAUAGUGCCAUUUAUGUGCAAGGUUUAAAUGACAAUGUGACUCUAGAUGACCUGGCAGACUUCUUCAAGCAGUGUGGAGUUGUUAAGAUGAACAAGAGGACGGGCCAGCCCAUGAUCCACAUCUACUUCGACAAGGAAACAGGGAAGCCCAAAGGCGAUGCUACAGUGUCCUAUGAAGACCCGCCCACGGCCAAGGCGGCCGUGGACUGGGUUGAUGGGGAAGAGGUUCAAGGAAGCAAGAUGCAAGUUUCCCUUGCUCGGAAGAAACCGCCAAUGAACAGCAUGCGGGGGGUCAUGCCGCUCCCAGAGGGCAGGGGGAUGCCGCCGCCGCUCCGAGGAGGUCCGGGAGGCCCAGGAGGCCCCGGGGGACCCAUGGGUCGCAUGGGAGGCCGUGGAGGACACAGAGGAGGCUUUCCCCCAAGAGGGCCCCGGGGCUCCCGAGGAAACCCAUCCGGAGGAGGAAACCUCCAGCGCAGAGCCUGAGACUGGCAGUGCCCCAGUCCGGGGUGUGGAAACCAGAAUUUCGCCUGGAGAACAGAAUGCAACCAGUGUAAGGCCCCGAAGCCUCAAGGCUUCCUCCCGCCACCCUUUCCACCCCUGGGCUGUGACCGUGGCAGAGGUGGCCCUGGUGGCAUGCGGGGAGGAAGAGGUGGCCUCAUGAACCGCGGUGGUCCUGGUGGAA